This is a messenger RNA of Grus americana (Whooping crane), 7243 nucleotides long. RefSeq names its product protein phosphatase, Mg2+/Mn2+ dependent 1A (gene PPM1A). The transcript has 6 exons. Gene Ontology annotation, biological process: positive regulation of canonical NF-kappaB signal transduction; positive regulation of canonical Wnt signaling pathway; protein dephosphorylation. The record is from RefSeq and is a predicted model, not a curated record. Gene Ontology annotation, cellular component: nucleus; cytosol. Bases 414 to 1562 code for a protein of 382 amino acids. Gene Ontology annotation, molecular function: protein serine/threonine phosphatase activity; manganese ion binding; magnesium ion binding. Lineage: Eukaryota; Metazoa; Chordata; Aves; Gruiformes; Gruidae.
AGGAAGGGGGGGGUGGACGACGCUCCGCGGCGUUGCGCGAGUGGGCGCGGAGCUCGGGCGGGCGGGAGGGGGCCGGGGAGGGGGGGACGGCGGCGGCGGCUAGCGAGGAGGGGGGGAGACGCGGGAAGGCGAGAUGAACGCUGGGCUCCCCCUGGGCAGAGAGCCGCCCUCGACAGCCGCCGCCUGUGAAUGAACUGAGGCGAGGCCGCCAGCCGGUCCCCCUCCUCCUCCUCCUUCUCCCCCUCCUUCCCCUUCUCCCCCGGCCGGCCCGCCCGCCGCCGGCCCCGCCGCGGACGUCCCCGCCUGCCCCCGGCCUCCCUGCCCCCACGCACCUUCGGGAACGCGGAGCGCGGCCCUGCCCGCCACAGCCGGCGCCGUCCGCCGCGGCCGGGGGGAACUGAAGGAAAGUCAUCAUGGGAGCAUUUUUAGACAAGCCAAAGAUGGAGAAGCAUAAUGCCCAGGGGCAAGGGAAUGGGCUUCGUUAUGGUCUGAGUAGUAUGCAAGGCUGGCGAGUUGAAAUGGAGGAUGCACAUACGGCUGUGAUUGGUUUGCCAAAUGGACUUGAUGGAUGGUCGUUUUUUGCUGUAUAUGAUGGGCACGCUGGAUCACAGGUUGCCAAGUACUGCUGUGAGCAUUUAUUAGAUCACAUCACGAGCAACCAGGAUUUUAAAGGGCCAGAUGGGCCACCAUCUGUGGAAAGUGUAAAGAGCGGCAUCAGAACAGGUUUUCUGCAAAUUGAUGAACACAUGAGAGUCAUCUCCGAGAAGAAACAUGGCGCAGACAGAAGUGGGUCAACAGCUGUGGGUGUCAUGAUUUCUCCCCAGCAUACAUACUUCAUCAACUGUGGAGACUCGAGAGGUUUACUUUGUAGAAACAGGAAGGUUCACUUCUUCACACAGGAUCACAAACCAAGUAAUCCACUGGAGAAAGAGCGCAUACAGAAUGCAGGUGGUUCUGUAAUGAUUCAGCGUGUGAACGGCUCUCUUGCUGUUUCAAGGGCACUUGGGGACUUUGAUUACAAAUGUGUCCAUGGGAAAGGUCCUACAGAACAGCUAGUCUCACCUGAGCCCGAAGUUUAUGAAAUUGAGAGAUCAGAAGAAGAUGAUCAGUUCAUCAUACUAGCUUGCGACGGUAUCUGGGAUGUUAUGGGAAAUGAAGAGCUGUGUGACUUUGUAAGAUCCAGACUUGAAGUCACUGAUGACCUUGAGAAAGUUUGCAAUGAGAUAGUUGACACCUGCUUGUACAAGGGAAGUCGAGACAACAUGAGUGUGAUAUUGAUCUGUUUUCCGAAUGCACCAAAGGUAUCACCAGAGGCGGUGAAAAGAGAGGCAGAGUUGGACAAGUACCUGGAAAGCAGAGUAGAAGAGAUCAUAAAGAAGCAGGGUGAAGGAGUCCCAGACUUAGUCCACGUGAUGCGUACGUUAGCAACUGAGAGCAUCCCAAACCUCCCGCCAGGGGGUGAAUUGGCAAGCAAACGGAGUGUAAUUGAAGCCGUUUAUAACAGACUGAACCCCUACAGGAAUGAUGAUACUGAUUCUGCCUCAACUGAUGAUAUGUGGUAAAACUGCUCAUCUAGCUGUGGAGUUCACGUUUCAUCCUUCAAAUGAAAGUGCAGCCCAACCUCAGUGACCCUUCUUAACAUCCAUCCUCAACCUUAAUUAAAGAAGGGAAUACGACGCGUUGGUGAGAGUGACUACAGCAGUACGACAUCUAGCCCAGGAACUGAUCUUUUUUUGUAAAACAGACUUCUGUAAACGUGAUUUCAAACCGUAAUUCAUGUUGUAAAUCAGACUCCAGCAAUUUAUGUUGUAUGAUUUUGUUUUUGUAAAGUGCAAUUGUCUUUGUACAAAAUGCUCAUAUUUAAUUAUGAACUGCUUUAAAUCACUAUAAAGGUUAGAAGAAAUGUUUGGCUUGUGUGAUGCAACAAUAUAUAUCCCUUUAAAUUCAUGUUGUGGUUUUGGAUUGCAAGGAGCAGCAGCCUAGCCAGCUAGGUGCUCAAGAGGUGCACAAAACUGUAAAGAUAGCUUUUUGUUUUAUAUGAAAGCUAAACUUGUGGACAACUUACCAGAAAUUACCGCGCGUGGAUUUGCUUGGCAAUGGAAAAAUAAUUUGAGUAGUGCACAUACUUCAACAAACAUGGAUAGUUUUCUUGGAUGCACUCCUGCUCUCACAUUGAACUAAAGGGAGUCCUGAUUUUGACUUCAGUGGGAGUUAAAUCAUGCCCUAUUAAUAGUAUCAUGUUCAUAUGCGUACAGACCUUGGGAUUAGAAUGCCUUGAUUCUUUGCACCUCUUUUUUCAUUAACCCUUACCUGAAACUACUAAUCACUGAGCACGAACAGGCAGCUUUCUACAUACGGUAGGAGUCUGCAGCAUUUUUACAAUCCUGAUUGGCUGGGUCUGCUGCUGUUCCAAGUAAAAUACUUUGAAUUCCAUUUUAUCAAUAAAGCUUGAUUUAACAAACAAGAAAUUUAUCCAUAAAUGUGUAAUUCCUUUUUUCCUGCCUUUUAAAAUGUCAGUGCCAUUGUAAAUGAUAUUUUACUUGUGGAAGAAUAUUUUUAUUAAUUGGUAGCCCAUUUUUAAAAUGGGAAGGAUUUUGAUUAUUGCCCAAGACAUAGCCAUAUGCUAGAGGAUGAUGUGGGAUUAAUCUGUUACCCUGUUUUUUACCAGUGUGGGUUUUUUCAGGCUUUUUGGUGUUGGAUUUUUUUUUUCCUCCCCACUGAAGAUGUGCAUUGGUUUGAAUUUGCCUACUGUUUGAUAAAAAUACAUUUGUCAAAGCCUGACAAUCUUUAACAUUUUAUGGUGUGUGUUUUUAAUUGACCCACUUACUUAGAAUGAGAGACUAGUGGUUAAACAGUACUUGUGAUUUGAGAUAUAGCAUGUUGACAAUAUUUAACUGUUCGUUGUUUAAAAUUCUAAUUUAAAAUUUUAUAAGAUAAUAAACUAAUUUGAUUUAAGCUUAGCUUUCUCCCAUUGAGCAUACACAAAUUAAGUUUUCAAGUCAGUCGUGUUUGCAAAACUGCUGUUUUGUGCACCUUGUAUUGUCUUUUUGGUUGAGAAUAUUGUAUUUAAUAUGUAGUUUACUCAUUUAGUAGGCAGAUUCCCCAAAAGGAAAAUCAGUAAAACAAGUAGAUUGUAACAUUUACUGCAGUUAAACAGAAUCAAAACUUGGUGUAUAAUUACUUUUUUGAUAGGAAAAUGUAGUACAAUGCAUUUUGCUCUAUUUGUCUUUCCCUAACUUUGAAAUAUACAUAUUUGUAUAUAUAGCCUUAAAACUAAUGCAGAGUUAGGGAACACUGAACAGUGACAAAGUAACUUAUAGUGUCUUGGAACUAAGUAUAGUAUAUACCAGCAAACUUUUCUUUUAUCCCUCUUGUCUAUGUGGGGUGCUUAAACGUAACUUCAUUGUAUUCAGUUUGUAAUCUGUUCAAGCAUGAAUGAAGAAAACAUAAGCACUAUUUGUAUUUAUAAAUUUAUAGCAAUUUUUGCUUAAAGAACCAAUUCCUUACCUACCUAUGAAUAAAUGCUUAAAAUGUCUAAUUUUGUUGUAGAGUGCAAAACUAUAAUAAUGUUAAGUUAUAGCUUCACAGGCACCUAAUUAACAAGCAUAUUUAAUAAUACAUGGCGUAUUAGUGCAAAAAGCUAAACUUAAUUUAGGAUGAGGCAGAUAAAGUUCUGUCCUUUUUCGUAGAGACUGAAGUUUAGUUUUGGAAACUGCAAAACCUUGAACUGGACUGUGGAACCUUUGAGUUUUAAACUUUAAAAAUCGGAAGCGAAACUGUGGUGUGAAAAGCCAUACUUCAAACCAUAAUCACUUAAACUGUCUCAGUGACAAAAGAGAGAUUUGAAGCCUCCUCUUAUGAGGUCUCCUAAAGGCUAGAAAGAAAAUAAUUCUGCUAUUGCUACAGGCGAUGUAACUAGGUUUGAGGGUAGCGGAAGAAAGCCCGUUUCAGGCCUUUCUCCCACCUAUUUUCAGCAUUUUGAUGAGGUCAGAGCACUGAAUCUAUUAUGUAUGCAUAAACACUGCCAUUUUAGAUACAGAUUUUGAUUACGAAAUAUAGGAAUUAAGUAUAUAAAGCAUCCUAGAAAAGAGGCAAGCUGUACUUUUCACUGCUCUGAAAAGAAAAAGGCACUUUUGCACCUUUGUGCAUCUCCUUCUUGCACCAGAAACUUUUUUUUAAAUGCUAAAAACAUUAGCACCUCAGGGGCAAGGCAGCAAUUUUUCUUUUUUUUUUUUUUUAAGUAUUGUGUGCUAUUUAUUUCCCUCUUGCAGAAAGAUUCCUGUGUGACAGAAAUGAAAAUUGUGUGAUGUUAAAAGAUGUAUUUUUAAAUACAUGUUCAAAUAGGAUGGUCCCAAUUUGCUUGUUUUUAAAACGAAAUGACAUUUGUAAAGCUACUUUGCUUCAUGUGCCAUGCAACUUUGUUUUCCUUCUACAUUUGACAGCUUCACUGGCUUCAGUUUCUGUGAGUUUUGUUAUAGUCAGAUUAAAUGUUUCACUGAUCGUUCUGGGAGAAUACCUGUACUGCUUUAUAGACAACUGUUACAAAUUAUUCUCGCUAAUUCAGCAUUGAAAUGUGUUCAAGACAGAGGCUUCUAAAAUGUGUUUUAAAACCGGUCGGAUUAACUAAAUGCAAUUACGUUAAGGUCGUAGAUUUGUAAGGCUUUGUAAACCUGUUGUAUCCAGAGUCCCCGGUACGUGUCAUGGGGCAGAAAUCUGCAGGGCCGGUGCUGGUUGGGAAGGCAGGGCCUUUUAGCUGGCUUGCUCUUGCCUAGCCAGGAAGCAGCACCACAAAGACCUUGAUGCAUGGCCAUCAUUCAUGUUAAUCUUCCAGCAGAAGUCGGAAUCGGAGAGAGAAAUCUCAUCUGCUCAUCAUUAAACUAUGCUGAAUUGCGGUAAUCCUGGGCUGUGUCAUACUAGCAAGAUGCCUGAUGAGUAUUGAGCAGCAGAUGAGCAAUAGUUGCACUUACCUUGAUCGUUUGCGCAGGUGCCAAAGUAUUUUAACAUGUACUUAUGAUCAACUGACUUCAGCAUCCAUUAAAUUGUUUAUUGCAAAGCUGGUACUGUCGCAGCUCUACAGGUUACAAUCUGAGCCAUUUUGCUCAGUUCAAGAAUUGGAAACUUGAAGAGGUGAUUUAACAAAAAUAGGGAACAGUUUUCACUUCAAUUGAUUCCCUGAUAAGAAUCCCAUCAUAAUUUGUUACACUGGGACAGGAUAGGCUUCCUAUUGCAUUUCAUUUUUUAGUGAUUUAUGAUCUAAGGAUAUGGUUUCGUGAUCACCUUAAAUCAAGACUAAACCGUGGCUGUAAGUUUGCCCCUAGUGCCCUUUUUGUGCCAUAACUUGUGUGGCUGUACAGUUAGGAGAGAAAAAACAAGAUCUGUGCUCUUCUGGUGGGUAAGUUGAUGUACCAGCACCCCGUAGCUGGAUUUAGGGCAAGAUGCAGAGUGGGGAGACAGGCCUGAGAGCAAAGGAAUAGUUGUACAACCCUUCCUGCCCCAGGUUGAGGAACUGCACCCUAAAUGCAGAUAUGUGGCUGACGUGUGUAGGGAGUGUUGAAGCCUUUGCAGAUCUUUUUCCACUCUAUGUACAAAACAAACAUUUCGCUUUGGUAAAACCUUCUUCUUAAAACUGGAAUUGUGAGACUGGGUGGAAUGUUGACUUGUGUAUGCGUUCCAUGCUGACAAAUUUAUUUUCUCUUUGCUUUCUCUAGAUAUAUGUAGCUCUGGCCUGAGGGAUAGACAGCAUGGCUGCCAGAAUUAGGGUAAUGAGGUGGUUGUUACGUUUACCUUAUUUCAGUGUACAUCAGGAUUUCAUCAUGCUGAGAUGUUCACCUUCAUCCCUACCUGCGCCGCCUUGGAUUUUUUUAUGCGCACAUGAAUUGGUAUACUUCGAUUUCUUGAUAUUUAAACUUGGCCAUGUCCAUACCAGGGUAACCUUUCAUACCACGUUACCCUUUUCCUCAUCCUUUGGCAAAUACAGUAUUUUGGUACAAACCUGAUGUACUUUGCAUAGGUUCAGAAACAGCAAAACUCUGUAGAGCUAUAGAGCUGUACCUGGCAGUUUUCUGUAGAAAAUGGAAUUGUUCUGUGCUAAGCUUCAUGAGGUGUGAAAAUAAUGUCUCCUAGAUAACUGGUAUAGCUCCUGUUCCUACAGCUAUGUGUGUUUGAGAUGAUCAUAACCUGAGCCUUUGUAUACCAAAACAGGCUGUAAAGUCUCUACUUGGCUGAACAGGGUUUUUUAACUCUUUACAUGGUAAAAAGAGGCUCCACACAUGAAUUUCUAGGAUGCUGCAGUGCAUAAAAUGGAUGCGAUUCCUGCUAUGAGCUGUAAAAAUGGAGCAAGAUUUACAAUCUGAGGCUAAGUACCUUUGACUGACCUGUCUAUGAAAUAUUGAUCAGAGAAUCGGAUCUUCUGGUGAGCUCUUCCUGAGCUGUCUCUGUGGAGUGCCUGCGUGGUCUGCGAUCUCUGCAGACCCAGGCCUGCACCUUCUGAACCUCCUCCUGGCCUUAUUUUGCUUAAUGAGGUUGCUUUGAGGCAGCAGUCUCCUGGGCAGUGGCAUUUCUUCACAGAAGUUCGAGAAGCUGUAGGAAAACUUACAGAUUUCUUUAUUCUUGUGGAGUGCUAAAUGCUUUCAAGUGGGAAAAAAAAGAAUAUACAGCAUGCUAAAAGUUGAGUAUACAUAAUCUCCCACUGAGAACUUGUUUCUGGAAAAAGCUACCAAUAUUUCUAUUUACUUAAUAUGUGAAAAAAAAUGCUUUAAUCUCCUGAUUGUGUCAGAGUUGUUGACCUAUACUGACCUGGGCUCUAUGCAUAUUCCUUGCUUUAUGUUUUUAUUUGAUGUUCCUUUUGAGUAGCAGUAAACCAGAUCUUCUCCCCCACCCCCAAUGUGGGCACUCUUCUAAAGUCUCUGCUUCCAAGCUAAGAGAACAGAAGUGAUAACGAUGUCUUAGGAGAGGCGUUUGGGAGAGGCUUGCUUAAAAUGCAACAACAACAAACCCCCUAACCUUUGCAACCACAAAAUUUGGGAAAGUGGGCUUAACUUUAAAAAUGCCUUUUAUAGAAUUAAUGAAAUAGUUUUAUUCUGCAAGUGUCAGAACUUCAGUAGGGGUGGGAUGACAGGUCAGAUUUCUAAAGUAUAUAUUGGUUUAUGCCUAGCCAGAUUUUUACACUUAACUUGUACUGAUUCCUGCCCAAAUGCUAUCUAAAAUAUCACUAGACACCUACUUCUUUCUCUUAUCCACCCCC